CUGGCAGGGUCCUCGCUCUCGCAGAUGCUGAAGUUCACAGAAAGGUGAUGGUGCACGAGACAAGCAGAAAUUUGCUCAAACACGUGGACAUUUUCCUCCCCCUCGCUCUCUACCUUUGCCCCCGCCGCCGCGCUGCAUUCCUGUCAGAAGCGCUCAGACCUCCUCCACCGCAAUGUUCAGAGUCAGGGUUUUCCUACAAAAAUUCCUGAUUCUUCUUCAUGUAACUACAAGCACCAUCAUUGGCAAAAUGCUGAUGAUCCUGUUCCCUAAGGCCAUGAAAAGAUACAUCCUAAAACUGGGCGAAAAGAGCAGAAUGAAUGAGAAUCAAAAGUUUAGCUACGAAAACUGGGGUCCGACUUUUUUCAGCUUCAAGUAUCUGCUCUUUGUGCUGAAGGUGAAGUGGAAGAGGCUGGAGGACGAAGCCUACGAAGGACAUCCUGCUCCCAACACACCGGUGAUGACUCUCAACGGAGAAGCUCGUUACCUCUCCGAUUUCAUGCAAGAUAACCGACCCUUAAUCCUGAAUUUUGGAAGUUGCACCUGACCUUCAUUUAUGUUACAAUUUGAUGAGUUCAACAAGCUCAUCAAAGAUUUCAGCCCUAUAGCAGAUUUCCUUAUCAUCUACAUCGAAGAAGCUCACGCAGUAGAUGGAUGGGCUUUUAAAAACAAUAUUGUUAUUAAAAAUCACAGAAGCCUCGAAGACCGAAAAAUAGCAGCACAACUUCUUCAGAAAAAAAAUCCUUUAUGUCCAGUGGUUUUAGACACUAUGGAAAACCUUAGCAGCUCAAAAUAUGCUGCAAUGCCAGAACGACUGUAUCUACUUCAAGGAGGGAAGGUCAUCUAUAAGGGAGGAGCGGGACCUUGGAAUUACCACCCCCAGGAAAUACGUGCCAUCCUGGAAAAAAUGAAAUAGAAAAAGAAGAGGACUUCGGAAUAAAGACUAUCACAAUCAAGAAGCUAAAUAAAUAGGUUUUCAUCCGUGUAAGAAGAAAAAAAAAGAAUUUAAAAAUAACAAUAGAGACAACAAGAAUAGCGUAAUAUUAGCAUCUAAAACACAUCUGUAAUGUGGUUCAUCAUGUGUUUGUCUGGAGGUUUUCAAGUCUCAUCACUACAACCUCAACUACUGCUUUGCAGGAUCUUACUGCCAGGACUGGAUACCAACAUUUAUGUUUGGGCAAAAUAAACUUCAGGAGUGGUGACAUUUGCAAAAGUCGACUGGCAUGCAAAACAAACCAUUUCGCAUGACUAAGAUUCUCUUGUAUACAUACAAUUUUCCUAAAUGUUCCCUUUCACUGACUACAGAAGGUUUCUGAAGAACAGAAGCUCUAUCAGCAUUUGUUUCUAUUAGUAUUUGUUAUGAUGGUCAUGGCAUAAAGCACAGGCAGCUGUGACCUGAUGGUAGAAAAUAUUUAUAGAAACAAGGGACUGACCUGCAAUUAUUAAAAAUCUAUCAGACCACUUCA
Columba livia (rock pigeon) is the source of this 1463-nucleotide messenger RNA. RefSeq names its product iodothyronine deiodinase 1 (gene DIO1). The record is from RefSeq and is a predicted model, not a curated record. Gene Ontology annotation, biological process: thyroid hormone metabolic process. The transcript has 4 exons. Lineage: Eukaryota; Metazoa; Chordata; Aves; Columbiformes; Columbidae. Gene Ontology annotation, molecular function: thyroxine 5'-deiodinase activity.